Messenger RNA from Leptonychotes weddellii (Weddell seal), 1758 nucleotides. Lineage: Eukaryota; Metazoa; Chordata; Mammalia; Carnivora; Phocidae. The record is from RefSeq and is a predicted model, not a curated record.
AUGGAGAUUCCAUCUUUCCAGCUCAGAACCAUACAGAAAGAUUUUCUACUUUUGUCCAAACUAAUGUUUCAAAAACGAAAAUACAAGUGUGCAUAUAAUUAUGGUAUGAUGAAGCCAGCAGGGCCUUUGGGGGCUCCUGCCCCUGGGGGGAUGUUGCCUCAGGGCCCUUCACCUCCUGGACCCCAUCAAUUUGGCCAGAAUGGAGCUCAUGCCCAAGGGCAUCCUUCCCAAAGAUUUACAGGUCCUCCACCUGUCAAUAGUGCGGCAUCCUCCUACGCACCAUACUCACCAACUACACAAUCAUCUUAUCCAAGUCCUGCGUCCACUUCAUCCGUCACCCAACUGGGCAAUCAGCUCAAUGCUAUGCACAUUAACAGCUAUGGUUCGGGUAUGGCUCCCCCUGGCCAGGGGCCUCCCGGCCCUCCAUCAGCGCCUUCGUUCCAGGGUCUUCCUCGACCUCCGCAGCCAUCCAUUAUGCAGCCUGGAUCUCAGGUUCUCCCACCACCACCCACUGCACUAAACGGCCAUGGUGCCUCGCCCUUGCCUCCAUCAACACAUAGGCAGGAUGGGCUCCCUGGGCCUGCUCCUCUGAAUGCCCAGUACCAGCCCCCGCCUCUUCCAGGACAGACGCUGGGCACUGGAUAUUCGCCACAGCAGGCUGCCGACUAUGGUCCCCAGAUGGCAGGUGGGCAGCUCUCCUACCCAGGAGGCUUCCCUGGAGGUCCUGCACAGAUGGCUGGUCCACCACAACUCCAGAAGAGGCUGGAUCCUGACUCGAUCCCCAGCCCAAUUCAGGUGAUCGAGAAUGACAGAGCCACCAGAGGAGGACAAGUUUAUGCCACCAAUACCAGAGGCCAGGUCCCUCCCCUGGUCACUACAGAUUGUGUGAUACAAGACCAAGGUAUUUCUUGUACUCCCCUUUAUUUGGUAAAUCAUGGAGAGAAUGGACCAGUCAGAUGCAACAGGUGCAAAGCCUACAUGUGCCCAUUUAUGCAGUUCAUUGAAGGAGGAAGGAGGUAUCAGUGUGGAUUUUGCAACUGUGUGAACGAUGUUCCACCAUUCUAUUUCCAACAUCUGGACCACAUCGGGAGAAGGCUGGACCACUAUGAGAGGCCAGAGUUAUCUCUAGGAUCUUAUGAAUAUGUUGCUACUUUGGAUUACUGCAGAAAGAAUAAGCCUCCCAAUCCACCAGCCUUUAUCUUCAUGAUUGAUGUUUCAUAUAGUAAUGUCAAGAACGGACUCGUGAAGCUCAUAUGUGAAGAACUGAAGACUGUGCUGGAAAAACUUCCAAAGGAAGAGCAAGAAGAAACUUCUGCAAUCCGAGUUGGUUUUAUCACAUAUAACAAAGUGCUGCAUUUCUUUAAUGUAAAGAGUAACUUGGCCCAGCCUCAGAUGAUGGUGGUGACCGAUGUGGGAGAAGUCUUUGUUCCUUUAUUGGACGGUUUCCUUGUCAACUAUCAAGAAUCCCAAUCAGUGAUUCAUAAUUUAUUGGACCAGAUUCCAGAGAUGUUUGCAGACUCUAAUGAAAAUGAGACUGUCUUUGCUCCUGUCAUCCAGGCUGGCAUGGAAGCACUAAAGGCAGCAGACUGUCCCGGGAAGCUGUUCAUCUUCCAUUCCUCCUUGCCUACUGCAGAAGCACCAGGGAAGCUCAAAAACAGAGAUGACAAAAAGCUGAUUAAUACAGACAAAGAGAAGGUAUUUGUAAACAAUGGCCCUUUGAAGUGUCCCUGUGUCAGUUUUUAAAGGGCAGUAAAGAAA